Molecule: messenger RNA, 3704 nt
Organism: Planococcus citri (citrus mealybug)
Lineage: Eukaryota; Metazoa; Arthropoda; Insecta; Hemiptera; Pseudococcidae
Product: probable G-protein coupled receptor CG31760
Exons: 13
Coding region: 352-3138 (928 amino acids)
Biological process (GO): G protein-coupled receptor signaling pathway
Cellular component (GO): membrane
Molecular function (GO): G protein-coupled receptor activity
Source: RefSeq, a predicted model, not a curated record
UUCUCUAAAUCGAUGCGUUUGUUAUGGGAAAAGUACUUUCUGCGAUUGACGCGCGUAUUUUUAAAAUCACUUUUUUACGUUUUUAUUUUCCUUAUACGCGUGUAAUUUUAAAAUGAUUUAAGAAUUCAUCGAAUAUAAUUUUUUUUUCAACCGAAAGAUGUCGGUGAAAAUGACAAUUUUCAAACGAAAGAGCACCUCUGUUCAAAAUUUGUAGUAAUCAUGCGUUGGUUUAAUUUCGUAUAUAAUUGAACCGGUAUUAAAGCCUACCCAUGCGGUUGUGGUGCGAAACGUUGUGUAAGUUCGGUGAUCGUCGUGAUAAUUAGAUUACGACUUUCGAUACCCCUAUUUUAAAUGGGAAAAAUAAUAUUUUUUCUUUUAUUUGUAUUAUUGUUUUUUUUGGAAAGUGGUUACUGUGAAUUAAGCUCAAAAUAUAAUAAUCAUAUGGUCAACAUUAGACACGCUAAGAAAAAGGAUCAUGCUAAUCGAGACGACCGUUUCUACUCUAGAACUUAUUCUUACGAGUAUGACGAUUAUUGGAUGUCCAGUACGGAAGAUACGACAGCAUUUGAGACGACCACAGAUUACUCGUAUACUUCCGAUAUUCAAGAGACUACUACCGAAGAUCUCGAUUACAUGACGAGUAUUUCCGAGACGACUGUAGACGAAUCUUCUAUUUACGACGUAAAAGAAGACGUGGUGACAAAAUUUCUACGUAUUGUUGAAUCACAACAUGAACUGGGUGAAAAUUGUACCGCGGGCACUGACUUGAACCUCGGUGAAGGAGUCGUCGAUCGGUACGCACAAGAGCGGUUUCGCAUCGAAGCAGAAGUAGCGGUAAAUCGAGCGAAUUUUCUAACCAGACUUUGGAAGUACGCUGGUCGGGAUGUGAUGAACUCGGAAUACUUACUACACGCUAGUAUUUUCUCGAUGGUGGAAUUCAAUCAGAAUAUAUUCGCGGCUGGAAACUGCUACGACAAAUAUCAGUACAAAGAUUACGUGUUAUUUUGCCCAUACGCUCAUCGGCUGCCUGGAGGCCAAAUAUUGGCGAAAAAUUUAGCCUUAGAAUACAAAUACCUUGGUAACAAUAGCGAAUGGUUCUACCAAGCGAGAAAAAACGCUGAAAAAGUCAUCAAUAAAAAAAAGAUUUAUAGCUACGGUUAUCAUACGUAUACAUGGAAUGAAUCUACUCAUACCGAAAGGGAAGCUGACGAAAUUCUUACCGUGAGUUAUGAAGACGGAAGAUGGAGUAAACCAUAUUACGAUUGCGGUGGUGGUAACAUCUGGAUGCUCACUUAUACAGUUCCGUUUUUUGGCUACCGUAAUGGAACUUAUUUUUUCAAAGGAACAAGUGGAAUCGAUAUUGAUUUAAGAAGAGUAGAUAUUGAUCAAUGUCCGUUGCCUGAAGGAGAAAAAAAUUUGAAUAUUUUUGCCGCUUCGGAUAAAUGCAAGAAAGCUACAACUUUUUGCGUUUCAAUUAAAGGACUCGGAUUUCGACGUGGCAGUUACAAAUGCGUUUGUCAGAAGGGUUUCUAUUUUCUAAACAAAAGCGCAGAUCACGACUAUUUCGACGGUACGAUAAUCGAAGAAGAAUAUGAAAAACUCAUGUUGGGAGAAGAAAGUAUUUACAAUGUCUCGGGAUCGUUUGAAUGUUUGCCUUGUGCCGAAGGAUGCGAAUCAUGUGUCGAUUCGAGGCCUUGUGUAUUAGCUUUAAAUUGGGUUCUGCGAACAACCAUUCUCAUAUUAUCCUGUUUAAUCAUUUUGUGUUUACUAAUCGUCGAGUUCUUCACGUGGAGGUAUCGUAACGUGAAGGUCGUUCGAGCAGCUAGUCCAGUAUUAUUAAGAGUUAUCGCAUUGGGAGCAUUUUUCGUAUAUUGCACGACUAUAGUGAUGUAUCCGACUCCGACGAUAAUCACGUGUACAAUAAAAGUUUGGCUUAGAGAAAUCGGAUUUUCUAUAACAUAUGGAGCUUUAAUGCUGAAAACCUGGAGGAUAUCGGUAAUAUUUCGAGUACGUUCAGCCAGAGCAGUGAAAAUCACAGACAUAGACCUGAUGAAGAAAUUAGGCAUUAUAGUUUUAGUGUUCAGCACGUUUUUAUGCAUUAGAACAUUGGUAGCUCCACCUUUGGUACUGACAGUGAGGACAGCUGAUGAUUUGAAGGCAUAUCUGUGUGAAACAUCAUGGUGGGAUCAUUGGUUCUCUAUCAUGGAAGCUUUGUUCCUUGCUUGGGGAAUCAGAUUGUGUAUUGUUGUUCGAAAGGCUCCAUCAGAAUUUAAUGAAAGUCGUUUCAUUUCAAUGGCAAUAUAUAAUGAAUUUCUGUUGUCGAUAUUUCUUAACGUGUCGAUGUUUUUUCUUCAUUCUCCAGCCAAUCCAGAUCUACUUUAUAUUAUUUGUUUCUGCCAUACGCAAAUUACUAUUACUCUGCUAUUGUGUUUCAUUUUCGGAAGCAAAGCUUAUAUGGUGUUCAAAGGGCACGGUAAAAAUGCAAAUGGCUCAAGUACUAUUAAUAUAAAACUAUCAACGAGUAAAUUUUUAUCAAAACCAGCUCAUCCAAGUUCUUCCCAAGCAUUCCCAUCGAGCAGUUCAAUAAACAUAUCAGGCGGUGUUGAUAAAAUGACAGAACAAGAUAUUCAAGAAGAACUACAAAACAUAUGUAAACAAUUGGAAACGCUGAAAGAUAAAAAUUCACGUUACGGGAACAGAAAAUUAGCCUCGAAAUUAAGCUCAAUAUACGACUGCAGUGUUAAAACAAUGGAGGAAAUCUCCGUCGAAGAAGAAUCUAGCAGUUCGAUGGCUGCAGAAAAACCUUCAGAAGAUAGUUACAGAAUAGAGAUGAAAAACGUUAAAAAGAUGACCAACGAUACGAACCAUCUACGCAAUUCUUCUAUUCAAGACGCUUCUAAUAAAGAGACUUUUUUAGAUUAUAAUUGUUGCUCAGCAAAUUCCAAAAGUAAUAAUAAAAUUAAGCAUGUAAGUAGUAAUUCAUCUUGCAUCAAGGAUUACCUUAAACGUAAUUCCAUAUUCGCUAGUGAUAUCAGAAAUUCGAAUAAAAAUUUCGAAAAUAAAAUAGAACAAGCUCAAGCCCGUACAAUAAUUUUCAAUGUUGAAGAUAAAUCGCAAUGCAAACAAGUUUCGCUGUAGUUGUGAUUUUAUUAAACAAUGAUUUUUUUUCAAUUUUUUCGUUUUUUUUUUAAUUACAUGUAUUUUUUUUACUCAUUAAAAUUUAGUGUUUCUUUUAGCAACAAUUUUUAUAAAAAUGAAUUUUACAAAUAUUUACUUGGAAAAAGAGAUUAAUUUAAGUCUUUGAUUUUUAUUUCAGACAUAUCUCAUAUGAUGUGUGAAAUGGUCCAUGUUGUUACUUUUUUCCUUAGGUAGGUAUACCGAAAAAUGUCUUCAUAAUGUUGUUUUUUGUGUGUAAUAUUUAUUUUUGUAUGUCGAAUGCAAUUUUCUUCCUUUUAAAUUAAAUUUCUCUACUUGAGUAAGCGAACUGUGUAUUUAUGUAAUUUAGAAUUUUUUAGUUUUUGUUUUAUUAUUUUAAAAGCGUUACCUAAUUUACAUUAUUUAAUACAAUUUUCGCUGUAUAAGCCAUUGGUAUACGUUAUGAGAUUUCAUUACCUACAUGAUUAUAAUAAUGCUGCUUCUCAAGAUAUUGUUAAAUUUUUGAUAUUAUGAAAAUACCUAUUCAUUUUUUUUAAAACAUUAUUUCA